UCUUUGUUCUUGACAUAGUGUAGAGUUAAGAAGAUGCUUGAGAGCAAGGCAGUAAUAGAAGAUACUGACAUGCUGCAAACUAUGCAGCAGGACGCGCUCCACUUGGCUGGGAAGGCCCUUGAUGAGUUUGAUGUCACAGACUCCACUGAGAUAGCUCGCUUCAUCAAGAAGGAGUUUGACAGUUCGCACGGACCAGGGUGGCAAUGCAUUGUAGGAAGAGAUUUUGGCUAAUUUGUGACUCACCAUUGCGGCUGUUUUAUAUACUUCAGCAUAGGAAGCCUUGCAAUCUUGCUAUUCAGAGGUGGAACAGCGCCUGAAGCCAACAUGGGCCGACUGUUACCCAUGGAAACAUUUAAGGCGUGAGAUUAACUUUUUAUCUUACCCUUUUUUAGGAAGGAGGCAGGGACUUGAUAUGUAAAAGAAAAGAAAAUGUAAUGAGAAGAAUUAUAUUGUCGCUCUGAGGUUUUAUACAUAUUUCUGGGUUAAUAGAAGUGUAACUCUCUCGAUUGUAUC
This is a messenger RNA of Ananas comosus (pineapple), 513 nucleotides long. RefSeq names its product dynein light chain 1, cytoplasmic. NCBI's taxonomy places the organism in Eukaryota, Viridiplantae, Streptophyta, Magnoliopsida, Poales, Bromeliaceae. Gene Ontology annotation, cellular component: dynein complex. Gene Ontology annotation, biological process: microtubule-based process. The record is from RefSeq and is a predicted model, not a curated record. The transcript is spliced from 2 exons. Gene Ontology annotation, molecular function: dynein light intermediate chain binding; dynein intermediate chain binding.